AUGUUUUCUGGCACACUCACAGCCUGUUGCACGGAAUCUUGUCGUAGGCCUUCUCCAGGGCCCAAUUGUACUUUUCUCCCAGAUGGCGACUAUCCAGCCGGCUACUGCCAGAUGGACUAUUAUCAGUGCUUAGAAGGAGAAAGAAUAUUUCGACUGUGUCCGCUUGGCUAUGUCUUCGAAUUCGAAAAUCGUCACUGUGCUCCAUUCGUUAAAGUUGGCUAUUGCACCUCGUCGAAGUUUGGCGACGCAAGCAUGGGCAUAUCCGCGAAAUUUGAAAUACCGAGCUGCAACUACCUGGUCGAUGGUUCGCAUGAAAUUGGCCAGUGUCAGCAAGCAUAUCUUGUUUGCUUCAAUGGCCAAGGCCAUCUGCAGUAUUGCCCAACGAAUCACGUGUUCAAUUCCGUAAUGCAGCAGUGCAUACAGAUCGAGAACCUGCUUGAAUGCAUCAUGUCGACGCCUGGAACUUCGACAACUGGAAGAUUGACUCCGGCGACCUAUCCUGCGGCCAUCAAAUCAACUCUACCAUUCCCCACCGGUACCGCGCCUGUUUCAAAAUCUGGCGCAUCAGCCACGGCAGUGUACAAUCCGUUUCUGACAACACCUCGCGCCGAAAACACUGCUGUUAGCACUGCUUCAAUCAUGGACCUCAUUCUUAGUACAUCGCCAGCAUCUGCUGUCCCCAGCUACGCAGUAACAGUAAUUCCCGGUGUCACGACAGGUAAGUCCUCGCCAACAUAA
Soboliphyme baturini is the source of this 738-nucleotide messenger RNA. The record is from the annotation of a GenBank genome assembly. NCBI's taxonomy places the organism in Eukaryota, Metazoa, Nematoda, Enoplea, Dioctophymatida, Soboliphymatidae.